AGCUUUAGAGGAUAAUUUUCAAGAGAAGAAAAAUUAAAGGAAAGAAGCAUACAUAAGCUAGCAUAAUCCAUGCAGUUCAUCCUAUAUUAUUUCCAAAGACUUACCUUUGUCAGCUUAUAAAAAUAAUAGGAAUUCAGGUCUCCAAUAAGAACAAAUCUUUUUUUUUUUUUCACAUCUCAACUUUAAAUAAAGUUUUGUGCUUUCCCUCCAUUUUCUUCUUCCACGUCUCUGGUUUAGUGGGUUUAUUAGAGUUUUCACAAGCAGCUUCUCCAUGAAAGCAUUCCUUCCUUCACCAAAGAAAAGCAGGCCCCAACAGAGAGAACCUUGAACUGUUUCUCUUCUUUUUAUCAUCUAUGGCUUCCUGAGUACAACUUCUUUGCUUCAAAUUUGAGUUUCAGGUUUCUUGUGAUGACAAACUUCCUCAAAGAAAAAGGAGAGAUGAAGCUAGUGGUGGAAGUGGUGGAUGCUCAUGAUCUUAAGCCCAAAGAUGGUGAAGGGUCAGCCAGUCCAUUUGUAGAAGUUGAUUUCCAUAACCAGCUUAGCAAGACCACAACUGUCCCCAAGAACUUAAACCCUGUUUGGAACCAAAAACUUCUCUUUGAUUUUGAUAUAACCAAGAAUUUCCAUCACCAAACCAUCGAUGUGUCUGUUUACAACGAGAGACGACCUGUUCCUGGCAGAAAUUUCCUAGGCAGAGUCAGAAUUCCUUGCUCAAAUAUAGUCAGGAAAGGUGAGGAAGUUUAUCAGAGUUUUCCAUUAGAAAAUAAGUGGUUCUUUUCACCUGUCAAAGGUGAAAUUGGACUGAAACUAUAUCUCUUACCAGAAUCUGAAACACGAAAACCUCCACCUUCUACUAGUCCUUCAGAAAACACGAAUCCCGGUACCAAAAUAUUAGCUGCCAUUCCUUCAGAAAAGAAAGUGGCAGCUGUUGUUGAUAAUCCUAAAGCAAUCACAGAAGCUCCCCAUAAAGAAACUUCUGCUGUUUUAGUAGAAAAUUCUCCUGAUAUUGCAAAAGAGCCAAAGGAGGAGAUCGACGUACCUGUCAAAGUUGAGACGACUCAACAGAUAUACAAGCACCAACUUAUGCACCAACCAGGAAUAUCCAUGGAGAAACGAUCGCAAGGCAUGCCAUUCAAUGUGCACUCUCCAAACCCGCAAGCUUAUCUUAGCGACGAUGACUACAACUUGAAGGAUACAAGUCCUCAGCUUGGCGAGCGGUGGCCAAAUGCAGGAGCAUAUGGAGGAAGAGGAUGGAUGAAUGGAGAAAGAUUCAGCAGCACAUAUGACCUUGUGGAGCAGAUGUUCUAUCUAUUUGCGCGGGUGGUGAAAGCCAAGGAUCUUCCCCCAAGCUCGAUUACUGGAAGCUGUGAUCCUUAUGUGGAAGUAAAGCUGGGGAAUUACAAGGGAAGAACAAGACACUUUGAGAAGAAAAUGAACCCGGAAUGGAAUCAAGUCUUUGCCUUCUCCAAAGACCGAGUUCAGUCAUCAGUUCUUGAAGUUCUUCUAAAGAAUAAAGAAAUGGUGGGCAGAGAUGAUUACCUUGGAAGAGUGGUCUUUGACUUGAAUGAGAUUCCAACAAGAGUUCCACCUGACAGCCCCCUAGCUCCUCAGUGGUACAGACUCGAAGAUCGCGGGGAAGGCAAGGUGAGGGGAGAGAUUAUGAUUGCAGUGUGGAUGGGAACACAAGCUGAUGAAGCCUUUCCAGAUGCCUAUCACUCAGAUGCUUCCUCAGUCUAUGGAGAAGGAGUUCUCAACAUCCGAUCAAAGGUUUAUGUAUCGCCAAAGCUUUGGUACCUUAGAGUAAAUGUGAUCGAAGCUCAAGACAUACUUCCCAACGACAGAAAUCGCCUCCCGGAAAUUUGUGUCAAAGUUCAAGUUGGUAGUCAAUUGCUCAAGACCAAGACUUGUCCUGUCCGAACAACUAAUCCGUUUUGGAAUGAAGAUUUGGUGUUCGUCGCAGCUGAACCUUUCGAGGAGCAGCUCUCUCUCACCGUGGAGGAUCGAGUGCACCCUUCAAAAGAGGAGGUUUUAGGCAAAAUAAGCCUACCAUUGACCAGUAUUGAGAAACGGCUUGACCACCGGCCAGUUCAUUCUCGCUGGUUCAAUCUUGAAAAGUAUGGUUUUGGAGUUCUGGAAGUAGACAGGAGAAAAGAGCUCAAGUUCUCAAGCAGAGUUCACCUGAGAGUAUGUCUUGAAGGUGGUUAUCAUGUGCUGGAUGAGUCCACAAUGUACAUAAGUGACCAGAGACCUACAGCAAAGCAGCUCUGGAAACCUCCCAUUGGGAUACUGGAAGUGGGCAUUCUAAGUGCACAAGGGCUUCUUCCAAUGAAAAUGAAGGAUGGCAGAGGUAUUACAGAUGCCUAUUGUGUUGCUAAGUAUGGUCAGAAAUGGGUUCGAACAAGGACGAUUCUUGACACUUUUAGCCCCAAAUGGAAUGAGCAAUACACUUGGGAGGUUUACGAUCCAUGUACUGUUAUCACAAUGGGAGUUUUCGACAACUGCCAUUUGGGUGGAGGUGAGAAGCAGAAUGGAGGAACUGCAGCUCGGGAUUCGCGGAUUGGAAAGGUAAGGAUUCGUCUAGCAACUCUUGAAGCUCAUCGGAUUUACACACAUUCUUAUCCCCUUCUUGUCCUACACCCAAAUGGAGUAAAGAAAAUGGGUGAACUGCAACUAGCAGUACGAUUCACUACCCUCUCUGUUGCUAACAUGAUCUAUCUCUACGGUCAUCCGCUGCUACCAAAAAUGCAUUAUCUGCAUCCUUUUACAGUGAACCAAGUAGACAAUCUGAGGUACCAAGCCAUGAAUAUUGUGGCAGUGAGGCUUGGUAGAGCUGAACCACCUCUAAGAAAAGAGGUGGUAGAGUACAUGUUAGAUGUUGAUUCCCAUAUGUGGAGCAUGAGAAGAAGCAAAGCUAACUUCUUCCGAAUCAUGUCGCUUGUUUCUGGUACGAUCUCCAUGGGACGAUGGUUCGGUGAUGUUUGCGACUGGAAGAACCCCGUUACAUCAGUUCUGGUUCAUUUUCUGUUUCUGAUACUGAUUUGGUACCCAGAGCUACUCCUUCCCACUGUCUUCCUCUACAUGUUCCUCAUCGGAAUGUGGAACUAUAGGUUCCGGCCAAGGCACCCACCUCAUAUGGAUACCAAGCUUUCAUGGGCAGAGGCAGUGCAUCCAGAUGAGCUUGACGAAGAGUUCGACUCAUUUCCUACUUCAAAGUCGCAUGAUGUUGUUCGUAUGAGGUAUGACAGACUUAGAAGUGUUGCAGGGAGGAUUCAGACAGUUGUGGGCGACAUAGCAACACAAGGGGAGAGAUUCCAAUCUCUGCUAAGCUGGAGAGAUCCAAGAGCAACCAGCCUUUUCAUAGUUUUCUGUCUCUGUGCAGCUGUCGUGCUCUAUGCAACCCCAUUUAGAGUGGUGGCUCUGGUCUCUGGUCUGUACUAUCUGCGGCAUCCCAGGUUUAGAAGCAAGCUGCCUUCAGUGCCCAGCAAUUUUUUCAAGAGGUUACCUGCUCAAACUGACAGCUUACUCUAAUUAUAAUACUCUGUUCAUUGUUGCCUGUUUCUUUUCCAUUCAGUAUUUCCUUACCUGCUCAAACUGACAGCUUACUCUAAUUCUAAUUCUCUGUUCAUUGUUGCCUGUUUCUUUUCCAUUCAGUAUUUCCUUGUUCAUACCACACAAAUAUUUAAUAAACUUGUAUUUUACACAUAAAAAAAUAACGCCUACCUACAGAAGAGAGGUAUCAUUUCUUCCAGUAGCCAUAUCCAUGUUUACGUUCACAGGAUUCUCAUUCUGAUCUUGCAAAUCCAUAAAGCCACUACUUCUGUCAUCAAAGCACUCGAGCAGCUCUCAAGAAGAAGAUUGCAGAACGAAGUUUCAUCAGUAUUUCUUCAAAGAAGAAAACAAACAUAUACCAAUUAAUUACAAUUAAAUGUUUUCCCUCAUUUCACCAGCACCCCUGUGGGUAGUAUUUUCCCAGAGCAAAGCAUUGACUCAAUCGAGAACCAUAUGCUUAAAGUCUCAAUCGGGUACCAGAGCAAAAAAGAGUACAAGUUAUUAGACAGCCCUAUGAAAAGACAUAAGAAACUUCCAGCAAUGAACAUAUCACCGCACCAGAACAUUUCUGAAUUUCCAACAUAGUCAAGCUGAUGGUAAAUGUCUUCUAAUAAAAUGACUUGACACUAAAUAAAAGCCCCUGCCUCAUCAGUAGUAGACAUUGCAUCACCAAAUCACAACAUUUACUGCAGGAUAAAGCAGUCAAAUGCACUAUUAAGAUGAGGUAGGAUCAUUGUGCUCAAUUUAACUCCGUAUGUAUUGGGGGGAGGGAGGGGACGGGGGUCGGUAACAAUUGAGAAAAUAUCCCUUGUAUAAUGCAUAACCUGAAGAUGUCAUAUAGCUGGUUAUAACAAAUAAAACUGGAAUGGUACAUCCACUAAAACAAAAUUCAACCAAAACGCAACAAAAUGUAGCAAAAGACGAACAAUCCUAAUUCUUGGCAAGCCUUGAUCUAAAAGA
This is a messenger RNA of Tripterygium wilfordii, 4509 nucleotides long. RefSeq names its product FT-interacting protein 1-like. The coding region runs from base 409 to 3528 and encodes 1039 amino acids. Lineage: Eukaryota; Viridiplantae; Streptophyta; Magnoliopsida; Celastrales; Celastraceae. The record is from RefSeq and is a predicted model, not a curated record. The transcript has a single exon.